AUGGACGCGUCGCGCGCGCGUCGACCCCGGCGCGGCGCGCGCGUGGGCGAACGAGGGAACGAUCGACGACGAAUGAUGAUUCGCAUCGGAUGCGUCGCGCUGGCGACGCUGGCGACGACGGCGCGCGCGGUGACGCACGCGCGCGUGGGCGCGGUGACGUCGGUGAGCGUGACGUGCGCGGACGGGUCGAGGGCGACGACGUUCGAGUUUGAGCAGACGGAGGGGCCGACGACGGCGACGUGCGCGUUCGUCCCGAGCGCCGCGGCGCGCGCGGCGGAGCGGACGGAUGCGAACGCGACGGAGAAGUGGGCGGCGUACGAGGAGCGGCGGGAUAACGCGGAGAUAUUUGUGGCGAAUUUAAGAGGGAUCGAUGAUGAAAAGGUGGAGGAGGCGUUGGGGUUGAACGCGAGCGCGUACGCGGCGUACGAGGAGGCGACGGCGCUGAACGCGAGCGCGUACGCGGCGUUGGAGACGGCGUUGGAGACGGCGGAGAGCGCGACGGCGGUGCUAGUGUCGCAAACGAGUGGGUCGGUGCGGACGUAUUCGUGCGCUGUGCCGCCGGGUGAUGGGGGAUUGUUUGCCGUCGUCGCGCGCUCGAGCGAGUCGGCGGGCUUCGUGGACGUCACGAAGCCGGAUAGCACGAAGACGAUUCGGCGGACAAAGCUAGAGGAGUAUUGGCCGAAAUCAGGGCCGGCGACCGGUGGAACGAUCGUUCACUUUCGCGGACGAGGAUUCGGCGAUGUUGCGAGUGGGGGCAUGAAUUGCUCCAUACCAAACGGUAACUCUGAGCUGGUAACGGCGGCGCAGUUACGUUCGGACGGCACGGUGACGUGCGAGACGUCGUCGCAGUCAGGCGUUGUGGACAUUAAGCUCGUAUACCCGGAUUCGUGCUUCGAGACGGCACAGUUUCUGUACUAUCAGAAUCCCGAGCCACUAUUGGUGCUGCCGCGAAACGUGCCUCGUUUCGGCAGCAGCAACUUCAGCGUCUACGCGUCGAACAUAUUUUUCGCUCAGGAGUACGGUCCGGGUGGAAACGACGCGACACACGCGGGUAAAGUUAAUGUGACGUGCGCGAUUGGCAUGGGAACGUCGUCGAACGAAACCGCGAGCGCCGUCGCGGUGUUUCCGGGAGAGGCGGAGGCUGAUACUCAAAAGAUUACGUGUAUGAUUCCAGACAUGACGGUACCGAACGGCACGCACGACGUGCGUGUAUCGUUCAACGGCCAGCAAUAUAUGCUCCCAGCCCUGCUCGCGACGAAACCGAGCUCGGUGUCCAUCACGACGCAAGGGCCGACUUUGCGAACGAAGCAUUAUUUCUCAGAGACUCAAAACGGAAACGAACAGGCGCGCCUCAUCAAGGUCCCGGUGGAACUCGUGGGUGAAAACAAACGCUUGGUGAGCGUUGAUGUGAACGUAACGUACGGUGGGAUUUCCGCCAGACCUGGAUCGAGCGGCGAUUCUCUGCUGAUCCAAAUUCAACACGACGACGCGAGAGACGACGAGACGAGCGUGAGCGGUGAUUACGAUUUCAUGAUUUACCCUCGGACUUUGCACUGGGUACCGGGAGAUAAUGCCGAGACACACGUGUACGUCAAGAUUAUCAACGAUAACGUUCACGAGAGCGCGCUUGAGGCGCUCACAAUCACUCUCGUGAACGCCGUGAACGCCGACAUCGAAACGGAUGUCAAGAGCAGGUCCGCAGUCGUGAACAUUGCAGACGACGACGACGCGCCGUUGUUUGCGGUGCGACCGCGAAACGUAGUGCGUCCACCCAAAUACCGCGACAGUCAGAUCGUUGCGAAGAUCCCCGUGCACCAGGUAGGUGGUGGUCGCUUCGCACUGCCUGCCGUUGUGGAUUACGCCAUCGUGACCAGCGGUGGUCCGUUCGCCGCAGUCGCUGGAUCGCAUUACGUCGACGCCACGGGUCGGCUGACGUGGAAUCCGGAGGAUUAUAACAAAACAAAGUACGCUGAGGUCGAACUUAAGUGGGCCAAUAUCCCACCCGAGGCGAGUUUGAGACUUCACGUCAACCUCACGGCUGUGAGCGACGCGCGAGUGGAGCACAUUCCGAGUGGUUUCAACGAAAGCGAAGAAGCUGCGCUAUUCAUCUUUGGUGUGCACGAGGGAUCUUGCCCGCCGGGAACACGACGGAACGACGCAAGCACGUACAAGGCACCGCCCCCCUUGGCACCGCGACCGAAUCCACCUCCACCUUCUCCGCCGCCUCCCGCGGCUAGCAUUGACUCCGCCAUUCUGGGAUUGUCUAUCGUUGCGAACACAACGGCAUCGGUUUCGAGUGUGUUCCCGUCGAUUCCACCGGGGAUCAAGCUUGAACCGCCGUUCGCCCCGACGGUGUACGCGUACACUGCGACGGUACCAGCGCAGGUGGCCGGCGUUCAGGUGUUCUACCAGCUUCGACAAUCGACGGGUUCGGUAUCCGCCCGUCGCUUACUCGCUCCGAGUUUGGUGUCGAUGAGGUAUUUUGCCUUAUCCACUGGAUCAAACUUGAUUCGUUUGGUGUCGAACUCACCGAAUGGUCAAGCAACCGACACGUACAGAUUCACUAUCACACGAGAAACUCUGAAAACUCCACCUCCAUCGCCGCCACCGUCGCCGCCGUCGCCGCCACCACCACCAAGCCCACCUCCGUGGAGUAAACCGCCGCCGCCACCACCUGAAGGACAUCUUACGGCGCCGCCAGCGCCACCUGCACCGCCUGCGCCGAUACCGCGUCCCGACGAGCCGAAGGACUACAGCGCGUGUGAGUACUGCCUUGCUGGGACUUUCGCGGACGUCGAAAAUUCCAUGACUUGCGCUCCGUGCGCUCCUGGUACCGCGACUGCAACGGCAAUAUCUAAAUCGUGCGAUUUAUGUCCUAUUGGCACGUACAGUCCGAACAAUGGGGCAACGCAUUGUCGAGAUUGUCCUGAAGAUACAUAUGCGGACACGACUGGAUCCCUUCUGUGCGCACAGUGUCCGGCUGAUCGAACCACUGCAGCGGGCAAGGCGUCGAAUUGCACCGUGCCGAUCGUCCAAGUGAUGCGGAACCAUCCAGAUGUAUACUACGUCGACGUAUACUUCGGUAUCUCGUUUUAUCAAGCGGGAGGAUCGCUGAGUAAUUUCGCACAAAACGUCGGCAUCAACGCCGAAGCCGAGGACGCGUUUGUACGCGCAGUGUCCAUCGAUAUUGCCAACAAGUUCAACGUCACGCGCGGUGCGAUCACGGUCAGUGCAAGUUCUCCAGGGUCGAGCGCGACUCUAAGCGGGAGACGACUGCUGCAGAACCAAGUGUCCAUUCCGUGUUCUACGGCUGAGAAUUGUGUACGCGCCAUUGCUGCCAAAGUGACGAUGCAAGCGACAGACGUACUAAGACUUGGCGUUUCAAGAGAUUACGCGACCACGACUUCUUUGAUCGAAGCGAGCCAAGCAAAAGCGAAGGGCAUCGUGGAGUCGAUGAUAGCUAACCCCGUGUCGUUCUUCGCCCUGACAUUGAGUGGGUUUGGAAACGGUGUGACCAUGAAUGUGUACGCAAACGCUCAGACAUCUGUUUACGUCGAGAAGAAACCCACGCUGCCUCGGACAACGAAGAACGUGUUUGGUAGCACCAACGUGGCACUCAUUAUGGUCGUUUCGUUGAUUGGGAUCAUGCUGUGCGUUGUCGGUCGUAUCUGGUACUCCCGCGUUGCGGCGAAACGCACACUCUAUCGUAUCGAGCAAGAGUUACUCGCAGCCGAACAGAGCCAAGCUGUCGGUAAAAUCGUGUCAUCCACCAAAAUGAACCGAACGUCAGGCGUGCAGAAGAUGGCACAGAAGUCCCGUUCGCUUAAGAAAGCUGAGCCGAAGCAGCGUAAAGAUGGCACCGCGGUGCCGAAGAGGACUAUUCAGAUGCGCGAACAGAGUCAAAUCACGCUCGCAAACAUGGCGAGAUUUAAGGAGAAGCGUCAGGAGUCAUCCAUUGAGUCAAUGUGGGCAGCUCGAGGGGAAAGGCGCACCUUUCUUUAA
Messenger RNA from Ostreococcus tauri, 4002 nucleotides. RefSeq names its product Insulin-like growth factor binding protein,N-terminal. The record is from RefSeq and is a predicted model, not a curated record. The coding region runs from base 1 to 4002 and encodes 1333 amino acids. NCBI's taxonomy places the organism in Eukaryota, Viridiplantae, Chlorophyta, Mamiellophyceae, Mamiellales, Bathycoccaceae. The transcript has a single exon.